AUGGCGCCUCAGCCUCCACGGCCAUCCUCUCGAGGCGUCCAUCCUCACGAACCGCAUCGCCGCCGCGGGGGGGUGACGCAGUCGCCCGCCGGCAAAGCGCCGCGUGCGCCUCCCACAACUGCACCUGCGCGCGGCAGCCAAGCCCACGAUGCGACCUCCUUCUGGGGCGGGUCCGAGCCCGUGCCGCUGCCCCCGCGCUUCGCCCGGAUCAAGCGCGCCAUCCUCGCCGGCCACGAGGACGCCCUCGAGGCGAGCUGGGGGCGGCUCCUCGCCGCGCUGCGCCGCGACGCCGAGCACAUUGACGGGCUGGGCGCGCACCUCGUCCCGUCGAUUGAGUUUGGCGACGUGCUGGCGGGCGGCGACGCGUCGCAGACGGCGGCGCGGUUCCGCCGCGACGUGCAGCGGUACGGCGUGGGCGUGGUGCGCAAGGUGGUGCCGAGGGGGGAGGCCGAGGCGGCGAUGGAGGACACGGCGCGGUACGUGCGGGAGCAGGGCUGCGAGUCGGCCGAGGCGAUUGACCCGGCGUGUCGCAAUCUGUUCUGGUCGCCGGCGCAGGUGGCCAUGCGGGCGCACCCGAACGUGCGCAAGGCGCAGAGCUUCAUGAUGGGGUUGUGGGACGAGGGGGAGGAUGAGGGGGAGAUUUCCACGCAGCAUCCGAUUGCGUAUGCGGAUCGCAUCCGCGUAUAUGGCGGCGGCAGCGGCAGCAGGAGCACCGACGAUGCAGCACAGCACCCUGAAAGCGAGCAGCAUCCUCCACCAAACGGCAGCAGGGACGCGUCGUCACGAGAGCAGCAGCAGCAGCAGCCCCCGUCGCCCGAGGACUGGAUCACGGCGCUGCAGUCCUCGGCCGGCAUCACCGCCCAGGUCGACAACGGCUCCCUCGAGCGCUGGGAGCCCGACGGCUACAGCGGCGGCGGCGGCAUCUACGCGUCCAUUUUCGCCGGCGGCUGGGAGCGGCACGACCCCUGGCGGGGUGCCGCGCGCCGCGCCGCCGCCACGACGGACCUGUACAACGGCCACGGCGCGUGCUCGGUGCUGCGCAUGUUCCAGGGCGUGCUGGCGCUGUCCGUCGUCGAGCCGGGCAUGAUCCGGCUGCUGCCGUCGCCGCGCGCCGCGACGGCGUACUACCUCCUGCGGCCGUUCUUCGCGCCGCUCCGCAGCCUGCCGGGAGACAUGGACGCGACCAUGACGGCAGAGGAGCGGGAGGAGGCGUGGGAGCGGCACAUGGCACCGAGCAACUGGCGCCUCGCGAGGGACCCGGACACGGUGAUGCACGGCGCGGUGCCGGGCCACGCGCAGCGCGUCACGGAGCGGUGGCAUCCGCACCUCGCGCUGCGGAGGAGCAUGAUCACCCUGCCGACGCUGCAGGCCGGCGACUACAUCCUCUGGCACCCGGACCUGCCCUACCACAUCUCACCGAGCGACGGCAGCAGCAGCAGCAGCAGCGUCGCACCACCGCCGCUGCCGGACAGGAGCCUGCGCAUGCUGGUGUACAUCCCCGCCGCGCCGCUGACGCAGACGAGCGCGCUGUACCUGGCCCGUCAGCGCAAGGCGUUUCGGCGCGGGCAGCCCGGCCCGGACUUUGACGCCAGGAACCGCCCGACGGAGCGUCAGGACGUGGCGGCGGCCGAGGCGCUCAUGGAGCGCGUGGGCGGCGUGGAUGCGCUGCGGGCCAUGGGGCUGGUGGCGUGGGAUGUGGUGACGCGGCCAUCGAGGGUCGGCGGUGAUGAGGAGGAGGAGGAGGAGGAGGAGUUUGGGAAAGCGAGUGGUAUCGUGCGGCUGGCGAAUAGUAUUCUGUUUCCGGAAAUGUCACUGUCAGGAUGA
This is a messenger RNA of Akanthomyces muscarius, 1824 nucleotides long. RefSeq lists its product as uncharacterized. The transcript has a single exon. The coding region runs from base 1 to 1824 and encodes 607 amino acids. The record is from RefSeq and is a predicted model, not a curated record. NCBI's taxonomy places the organism in Eukaryota, Fungi, Ascomycota, Sordariomycetes, Hypocreales, Cordycipitaceae.